CUUCGCAUCAACGACGACAAGCGCUGACGAUUCACGUACUCCCUAGGCGCGAUGUCCGGGCGCGGCAUCUUUACCAAGGACGAUGGAAGGCCUGUUGUUUUUUUCCUGCACAAGACAAUCAAGGGGGAUAAGAGGAUCCUUCUGAGGGAGGAAAUUCAGAAACACGGAGGCCAAGUGACAGACGACGAUGACGAAGCAGAGACUGUGCUCAUGGAUGACUACACCCUCAAACCCACCGUCCUGCAACUACGCUAUGCUAUGCGCCCCAUCAACUCGCGGGUGCACGACUUCUGGGUCGAGCCACUCACGUUCGUGCGCAAGUGCGUGAAUUGGGGCGUCUAUAGCCACGAGGCGCGUAAGGUGGGCAUGCCAGGGAGGCCGGGGAAUGAGGAGGGGCUGUUCCGUGUGAACUUCACCGACAGCGACGACGAGCACCUCGUUCAGUUUCUUGCCACCCAUCUGCCCGACAAGUCGGCAGGUGGACGGACGGGUCUAGAGCCGUAUAAGCGCCUAGUGGCUUUGUACGACAAAGACGAUCCUGAUACUUGGGGAUUCGAAUGGGUCAGGCGCCAUACCUACCAAUCAUGGCACGAGCGCUACAGGAAGAAUCAAGCGCGUCUGGACCCCCUCAUCGAUGCCAUUGCUGCACGCGAAGACCCACCAGACACUGUCACGUACGAGCGGAAUCGGAUGUACCGGCAGGGCAAUCCCAAGCAUAUCUAUGUUCAGGAAGAAGAGGAGGAAGAGGAGGGCGAAGAGGAAGAGCAACCCCAGCAGGAACAAGAUUAUGAAGAGGAAGAUGAGAUCAGGGAAUUCAGCCCCACGCAGGUGGAAUACCAGACGGCGCCGGAUAAGACGAUGGAAGAGGACCAAGACGAGGAGGGUCAGCUGGAAGAGGACCAGUAUGAGUACGAGUACGAACAGCCUGCGUCGCGAGUCGCAGGGCAGAAGCGGCGCCACUCAGAUGGAGAUGCUUUGAUUGCACAGCGGCAAAGGUGGGACAAGCGCCCUCGCCUGACGGGCUCGCAGAUCAAGGGUAAACAACGAGCUGUCGAGCCCGUGGAAGAGGUAUACGAGGAGGAACCUCGUCCACCCAGCCCCACCCUGGUCGACCGACGGCAGUCCCAGAUAUACCCGCCACUCCCGGAAGAUACGCCAGAAGCUUCACCUCGCGAGUCCGCCUCGCCUGCAUCUAUAGCCAGUCGCUACACGCCAUCGCCAUCUACCCAACCGCUACCUUCAAUCAGCAAGCGACUCGCCGCCUCUCGCCAGCAAUCACCGCCUACACGAAACUUAGCUGCUGCCAGACCAUCACGGCCUCUGGUUCCUGUCUCCACCGCAUCCCAGAGCCAGCCGCCCGCUUCUCAAAGCCAGACUAUCGCUGCUCGAACCCGGACCGCCGCUCCACGGAACCAGUCCGCAGCCCGCACACGCAUCAAGCCUCGCCGUGCUCCAGUCAUCCCCGCCGCCGAGGACGCCCCCGCGGGCAGCACCCGCGCACGCUCGCGAGGGCUUUCCACCGAGCCCUCGCCGCCACGAACCCAGAAAUCGCCUCGACCGAAUCGGAAGCAGCGAGAGCGGCGGCAUGUUCCCGGGUCGUCUCAAUCGGAAGACGAAGAGUAUAUGCAGGCUGUUCGUGAGGAGGAGGGGCUGGAGAAUCCAUUUGUCCAGGAUGGAGACGAGGAUGGGCAACCUCCGGUGGAGGUGGAAGAAGAUGACAGCAGGGAUGAAGACGAGCUCAGGCAGGACGAAGACGAUCAGCCGCCGGCCGAGACACUGGAAGACGAGGACGCGGUCGUGCAUCAGUUGAUGGAUAACAGCGCAUUGUCAGCGGGUGGGAUCGAAGCGGAGACGUACGAUGAGGAUGCGGAGAAUCGGGACCCGCGCUUGGAGCGACAGGAGAGCGACGAAGGGAGUGACGAGGAGGAGGAAGUGGACGACGACGCGGAUGCAAGGGAGGGAUACAGUGACGAGCUCAGCUCCGACGACGCACAAACGCGAGAGCAUAUAUCCUUCCAGGCUCCUGCGUCUCCUAUUUCUGCCCCUCCUGCCAGGAGAGCCAACGUCUUCUUGCCCAAGGUGCCCCCGCAAGUGCGCCGCCUAGCCCGCGGCACACAACCCGCCUCCCAAAGCCUCCCCUUGCCUCAGACUCCGGCUCCGGGAAACACGUCGCGCUCAUUGCGAACGUCCCUGGCCGCCGACCUGCUCUCGCUCUCCAUGCAACGCUCGCCUCCACGGCAUCGCGGCCUUUCUAGCGAGUCCAGCGUCGAGAGCUACCCCUUACCAAAUACGCGCGCGAGUACGGAGAAGCAGAGAUUGACGCAGGAGCAGAUGCAAAGUCCGUAUGUGCCGGCACAAGGGACGAGAGCUGCGCGGCUUUUGCGAUCGCGGCUCAGAGCACAGGAGGCAGUCUGAAGGGAACGUUUGCUCAUGUAACAUAUUUGUACCAUACAUACUUCGGGAUGUGGCAUACCUUGUGCUUUGCAGGACGGAAUUUUUUGAUGCGUCUUUCGUG
This is a messenger RNA of Schizophyllum commune H4-8, 2515 nucleotides long. RefSeq lists its product as uncharacterized. The transcript is spliced from 6 exons. The coding region runs from base 52 to 2415 and encodes 787 amino acids. The record is from RefSeq and is a predicted model, not a curated record. NCBI's taxonomy places the organism in Eukaryota, Fungi, Basidiomycota, Agaricomycetes, Agaricales, Schizophyllaceae.